AUAAGUCAUCAAGUGGAGAAAAGAAAGUUUCCCUUCAGAAAUAGCAACAUUCCUCUUUUCAGAACUUCUUUGCUUAGGAAAAAUGGUUCAACAGGAAUUCAGAAAGGGUCCCUGGACAGAACAGGAAGACUUCAAGCUGGUGUCCUUUGUUGGAAUGUUUGGAGACCGUAGAUGGGACUUUAUAUCUAUGGUAUCAGGUUUGAAUAGAACAGGUAAGAGUUGCAGGUUAAGGUGGGUUAAUUAUCUUCAUCCUGGCCUUAAAAGAGGGAAGCUGACACCCCAGGAAGAGCGCAUGGUGCUGGAACUUCAGUCCAAAUGGGGAAACAGAUGGUCAAGAAUUGCUAGCAAAUUACCUGGGCGCACAGACAAUGAGAUUAAGAAUUUCUGGAGAACCCACAUGAGGAAGAAGGCUCAGGAGAAAAAGAAAGGAUCAUCAGCAGUUCCAUCCCCAACACCUUCCUCAAUAUCCUCAAACAACAAUCAUGGGGAGGAUUAUUCACAUGCUUCCAAAAAGGCUGGAGAAGAAAGUUUCUAUGACACAGGGGGGUAUGGUCAUCCUGCUAUGGUAGGUUCAAGUUCAACCCAAGUUAAGGUAGGAGGGGGAAAUCAUCAUGAUGCUGAACAAGAAAUCUCUAUGGAUGAUAUAUGGAAAGAUAUUGAUCUUUCAGAAGAGAACAGUGAAGAAGGCUGCAACUUUUCUUGUCCACCAAUGCCUUCUCCAUCAUCAUGGGAGUAUUCUUCAGAUCCUCUUUGGGUGAUGAAUGAAGAAAGCAUGGUGUUCCCUGCAAGUGACACUUAUUUUCUAACAGGCUAAUCAGGAUUCUUUUUCCAAUCAACAUUUCGUUUGUUCAUAUCAUGUGUACUAGUACUACUACCUACUUUCUGAUAUAGUCCAAUUAACUCUGUAUAGCAUUGCACGUUUACGCUUUUGGCAUCUUAAUACCCUAGUCGGACACAGCUGUAAUAGUCUCUAUUCUUGAGUGUAGUUGCAGUGCUUUUCCUUUCAAAAGCAUCCAAUAAGAUAGGGAGUUGGUAUGUCUAGAAUGUAAAAUAUCAAGCACCUGUUUGCAUAUUCUAAGUUUCUAAUCUUAUCUACACUUCUAUCGA
This is a messenger RNA of Lotus japonicus, 1107 nucleotides long. Its product is annotated as transcription factor MYB48-like. Gene Ontology annotation, molecular function: DNA-binding transcription factor activity; sequence-specific DNA binding. Gene Ontology annotation, cellular component: nucleus. Lineage: Eukaryota; Viridiplantae; Streptophyta; Magnoliopsida; Fabales; Fabaceae. Bases 83 to 814 code for a protein of 243 amino acids. The transcript is spliced from 3 exons. The record is from RefSeq and is a predicted model, not a curated record. Gene Ontology annotation, biological process: regulation of DNA-templated transcription.